AUGGCCAAGGCAGCUGCCUUCUCUGUUUUCAGCGUCCUGGUGACAGGAUCCAAUCAAGGGAUCGGCCUGGGUCUGGUGAAGAGGUUUCUGGAGCUGCCCUGUCCACCCAAAUGGGUCUUUGCUACAAGCCGUGAUUUGCAGGGGGAGAAAAGCAAGGAGGUAAGGGAGUUGUCAUGUAAGCAUCCAAAUCUGGUGGUGUUGCAAUUAGAUGUCACUAAUCUCGAGAGCAUCCAAGCAGCUCUGAAGGAAGUGGGGAAGUGUGUUGGAGAAGGUGGUCUGACCCUCCUCAUCAACAAUGCUGGCAUUUGGAUAUACAACGAUAUGGAAACAGAAAAUGUCAAGGAUAUGAUGAGAGUUUACUCUGUUAAUACCAUCGGUCCGCUGCAAAUGAGUCAGGCAUUCCUACCGCUGCUGAAGAAGGCAGCCCGGAGAAGUCCAUGUCAAGGGCUGAGCAGCAGCAAGGCGGCUAUUAUCAAUAUAUCCAGCAAUGGAGGAUCAAUAGAACUUGUGGCUUAUUGGCAUGUAGGAGCUUCAAUUUCAUAUCGCUGUAGUAAGGCUGCUUUAAACAUGCUCACCAAGUGCCAAUCUCUUGACUAUUCAGCCCAUGGGAUUAUGAGCGUCUCCAUGCAUCCUGGCUCAGUUGAAACAGCUCCCAACCGUUUUCCGGAAAUCAGCGUGGAAGAGAGCACACAAGGCAUCGUGAAUGUGCUGUCCAAUCUUUCUGAGGUAGACAAUGGCACUUUUCUCGAUUGGUUGGGUCGUCAAGUUCCCUGGUGA
Molecule: messenger RNA, 777 nt
Organism: Thamnophis sirtalis
Lineage: Eukaryota; Metazoa; Chordata; Lepidosauria; Squamata; Natricidae
Cellular component (GO): cytoplasm
Molecular function (GO): oxidoreductase activity
Source: RefSeq, a predicted model, not a curated record